Molecule: messenger RNA, 2457 nt
Organism: Nanorana parkeri
Lineage: Eukaryota; Metazoa; Chordata; Amphibia; Anura; Dicroglossidae
Gene: LHX2
Product: LIM homeobox 2
Exons: 5
Coding region: 130-1419 (429 amino acids)
Biological process (GO): neuron differentiation; regulation of transcription by RNA polymerase II
Cellular component (GO): nucleus
Molecular function (GO): DNA-binding transcription factor activity, RNA polymerase II-specific; RNA polymerase II transcription regulatory region sequence-specific DNA binding
Source: RefSeq, a predicted model, not a curated record
UCACCAUCACAUGACAUUCCUCAGGAAGGACAGCUCGGGACUUUGACUUGAUUUUUGUCACCUGGUGGCUUUUGGUUUCAUCGUUUCGUCAAGGACAACCUCAGAAAACUGCCUCUGGGUGGACAAUCAAUGCAUGGCUUAGGAGUCCAGUUUAUGGAAAUAGGCUCCAGCUUCCACAGCAUCUGUAAAGAUUCCCACGCGUGUUUUUUCCACGUUCCAGAGAUGCUUUUCCACAGCUUGUCAGGGGGGGAGAUGCAUGGGGUCAUCGAUGAGAUGGACAGAAGAUCCAAAAGUGAAAGCUCCGCUAUCAGCUCUGCUAUAGACAGAGGGGAGACUGAGACGACGAUGCCCUCCAUCAGCAAUGACAGGGCUGCCUUGUGUGCCGGUUGUGGGGGAAAGAUCUCGGAUCGCUACUACCUCCUGGCAGUGGACAAACAGUGGCACAUGCGCUGCCUGAAGUGCUGUGAAUGUAAAUUAAACUUGGAGUCAGAACUGACCUGCUUCAGCAAAGAUGGCAGCAUCUACUGCAAAGAGGACUAUUACAGGAGGUUUUCCGUCCAGAGGUGUGCAAGAUGCCACUUAGGAAUCUCUGCCUCAGAGAUGGUCAUGAGAGCAAGGGACUUGGUGUACCACCUCAACUGUUUCACCUGCAACACUUGCAACAAAAUGUUGACCACUGGAGACCAUUUUGGCAUGAAGGACAACUUGGUCUACUGCAGGCUCCACUUUGAGACUCUGAUCCAAGGAGAGUACCAAGUCCAUUUCAAUCACUCGGAUGUGACAUCAGGGAAGGGUUCGGGACUGGGGUCUGGGACUACCUCUGUAGGGCUGCCUUAUUAUAACGGUGUGGGGACUGUGCAGAAAGGGAGGCCAAGGAAAAGGAAGAGCCCGGGGCCCGGCGCAGACUUGGCAGCCUACAACGCAGCUCUAAGCUGCAAUGAAAAUGACGGAGACCACAUGGACAGAGACCAACAGUACACCCCCAACCAGAAAACCAAACGCAUGAGGACCUCUUUCAAACACCAUCAGUUGCGGACGAUGAAAUCCUACUUUGCUAUUAACCAUAAUCCAGAUGCCAAGGACUUAAAGCAACUAGCUCAGAAGACCGGUUUAACCAAAAGAGUUUUACAGGUAUGGUUUCAAAAUGCAAGAGCCAAGUUUAGACGGAAUCUUCUGAGACAAGAAAAUAAUGGAGUAGACAAAACAUCAGAUUCCACUCUUCAAGCUGGGACUCCGUCAGGGCCAGCCUCUGAAAUUUCCAAUGCCUCUAUGAGCCCCUCUACUACCCCAACUACAUUAACAGACUUGACUAACCCCACAAUGCCAACUGUGACAUCCGUACUGACUUCGGUACCUGGUAGCAUGGACGUGCAUGAAUCUCGAAGUCCUCCACAAACAACACUCACAAAUCUCUUCUGAUGACUCUUCAAAGGUUCCUUUAACAACAAAAAAAGAGAUUAUUUUUAGUCGAUUUCCAAGUGUAUUUUAAUAGAGACUUUGUUCAAUUAAUAAAUCACAUUUUUUGGGGAACAUUCUCAGAGAAGAGCCCAUUGUGCUGGUGUUUUGAUAAACUGAAGAAUUGGUUGAAAGAUGUAUCCGCAACACAACAUUUGUGUACCUGUACAGUUUUGUGGACUAAAAAUAAGGGAAAGAACCAUUAAUUUAAGUUGGCUGAAUCUUCUGUAUUCUCAAAGACUGUUAUGUGCCUUAUAUACUGUCUUAUCAACAUACAUUUUCUCUCUGUAUAUUUAUGACCAGAACUAAAUUGUUUCAAGUUUGUUACUUUUCAAAUAGUCCUAAAAGGUUUGUUUGUUUAGACAUUUUUUGGCAGAACUUUGGAGCGAGUAAUGUAAAAUGUGAGCAUUCAUAGAUAAUUUGGUGGUUUCUGUCCAUCACAACAUUUGCACUGGUAACUACAUUCAGAUAAGUUCACUGGGCUUACCAGUAAACUUGGGUAAAGAGACUUUCCACAGGGAUCCUAAAAUUGUCUAGUGUGAUCUAUAACCUCUUUCUAUAGAUUUUGAGAAUGCUAAUAUAUUGAUAACUUAAACCAUGCAUACCUCCCAAAUGUACAUAUUUUGGCAGACAACAGUCUCAACUUUCUGAUCCAUGAAGAAGCAGGGCUUGGUACAAGUGGGUGAAGUUUUGCCUAAACAUGGGCAGAAUUAGGUAAAGCUGUACGGUACUUACAUAUUCUAAUUUUAGAUUUUAGGAUGUUGGGAGGUGCAAGAGUGGUCUGACCCUGUCUACUCUAGUCCAGAAAGUUCCAAAUUAAGAAAAUUGGCUGACUGGAAAGAAGUAUUAAAUACAAUGCACAAUGUUUGACUCCCAUCUAUACAAACCAUUACGGUUUUUAGAGUAAGAGAUUCACUCAUCACUGUCAGAACUACUCUUAUAUUGUUUUAAAUAUCAUAAUAUUCUAUUCACUGUGAAAAUUAGUUUACAAAUGGUGAGAAA